Molecule: messenger RNA, 1665 nt
Organism: Vitrella brassicaformis
Lineage: Eukaryota; Vitrellaceae
Source: the annotation of a GenBank genome assembly
AUGGCGUGCAGGACGUCAGCCAUCACUCUGGGGCUGAAGCGCUCUGGAGCAUUCAUCAGGGUACCGCAGCCUGCACCCACGUCCGUCAACCGCGGCCCAUCCACGACCGAGCCUAUGCCAUCGACCAUUUCGCCGCCUCGUGUGUUGGGCGGCGAGACGAGCCCUCAGCCGCUGCACAGCCUGGCUCCCAAGACCGACAAGCCGACGGACAGAGACGCCUUGCUGGGCGAUUUGAAACUGCUUGAACUGACGCCCAGACGGCCGAAUCUACAGCUGGUGGCCUCAUUCGUCAUUGGGGAGGCCCUCCUCGCAGCCGCCACCUUUGGCACGGUACACACACGCAGACACACACACUCAGACAGACAGACGCGAGGGCACAUAUGCUCCCGCACGAAUCCAUUGUCGGUUGCUGUCUGCCUGCCUGUCUGCCUGCCUGCCUGCCUGCCCAGGCCUACUUUGUUCCGUUCCUCGACCCCUUCUUCGGUUCCCACUUGGACCAAGAGGCAGUGGUGCAGGGGGUGCUGUGGUCACUGCCGCUCGUGGCAUUCGGCUUUCUGCUCGACAACCUGCCCUGGAAGAUCUUCAAAAAGAUUGACAGAGAUACCAAGUUCCUCGUGUUGGCGUUGUUCGGCAAGGAGGCCAACCUGCCGACCGUGGCUCUGCUGGCGGCCACCUUGGCGGGGGCGGCAGGCUUUGCGGAGGAGGCGCUGUUCAGAGGCACCCUACUGCCCCUGUUCAACCUGCCGCUCUUCGGCGGCUUCCCUUCAGGCCUGCUUAUCUCGUCAUUCCUCUUUGGCGUCGCCCACAGCCCGGUGCCCGGCGCUGACGCAUUCCUCGAGGCCGUCUAUGGCCUCUGGUUCGGUGUCAUCUACUACAUGGCCGACGGCAACAUUUGGGUGCCCAUGAUCGCACACGCCUUCUAUGACUUCGUGACCUUCCUCUGGGUGCACGUCCGCGCCACCAGCCGCGUCAAGCAGCUCACCGAGUCGGUCAGCCCUGAGGCGCUCCGCGAGAUGGAAAUGCAGGUCCGCGAGAGCCUCCCAGCGGAGUUCGCGCGCUUUGCCAAGGCGACGUUCCAAAUGCUUGAUCUGGACGGCAGUGGCGGGAUCACGAAGGAGGAGCUGCGGCUGGGGCUGCGGGUGUUCAGCAACCGGCUGCGGGACGAAGAUGUGGACAAUCUGUUUGCCGCCAUGGACAGGGACGGCAGUGGGCAGAUCGACUUCAACGAAUUCCUGUCUUUCGUCACCAAACGACUCGUCAUCAGAUAGAUAGGGAGAUCGUCAGAUGUGUCAGGGGCGGUCAGAGGUGGGGAGAGUACGUCAGUCACUCGAUAGUGCUGGAGUGAGUGGAGGCUGUGUGCAUUUUCCUGGCUCCAAACCCCCGUACGAUGACUGCCUUGCGCGCACUGUAGAAUGGACGGACUGAUGCUUGUUUGUUUCUGGUUUCGGUAGCCACGUAUUUCUCGUCAGCUGAGCUGAAGUUGGGGUUGCUGCUUUUUAUGUGAGACGCGAGUACGUGCGCCUGUCGGCAGGCCAGGCUCUUUUUCACGUCCAACACAACAGACCGAGUGAGUGUGUUGUCGUGUGUUGUAGUGUGGUGUUGGUUGACAAUGAACUGAGGCAAUUCAGACUCAUAAUAAGCCAUCUUAACGCUGCUCCUUCGGUC